UUAUUUUUUAAUUUAUUAUUAUUGGGGGGGGAAUAGAGGGAGAGGUUCGGGCGGCGUGUUGCGGUUGGUCCCGACUUGGCCAACCGCCGGGCGGAAGGGGGGAGCGGGCCCCGGGGGCAUGCGAAGCCGGCUCCCCCCCUCGGCAGCAUCAUGAUGAAGACGGAGCCCCGAGGGCCCGGAGGUCCCCUCCGAAGCGCGUCCCCGCACCGGAGCGCCUACGAGGCGGGGAUCCAGGCGCUGAAACCGCCCGACGCGUCGUCGUCGUCGUCGUCGCUGUCGUCGGCCGGGCCCGACGAAGCCACCGCGGGCAGCGGCAGCGGCAGCAGCAGCAGCAGCACCGCCACCGCCAAGGCGGCGGCCCACCACCACAAGAAAUAUGGCUCCAACGUCCACCGCAUCAAGAGUAUGUUCCUGCAGAUGGGCACGCCGGGCGAGGCCGGCGCGGGUGGCGUGGGCGCCGGCGGCGGUGCGGGCGCCCCCGAAGCCCCCAGGGCCCCCGAACGAGGCGGCGGCGGUGUCAGCGGUGGCGGCGUGCGCCUGUCGCUGCCCCGGGCCAGCAGCCUCAACGAGAACGUGGACCACAGCGCCCUGCUCAAGCUGGGCACCAGCGUGUCGGAGCGCGUGAGCCGCUUCGACUCCAAGCCGGCCGCGGCCUCGUCGGCGCAGCAGCCCGCGCUGCUGCCCCCGCACCCGCCGUCGCGGCUGCAGGAGACGCGGAAGCUGUUCGAGCGCUGCGGCCCGUCGCCCGGAGCGAACGGCGGCGGCGGCGGCGACAAGGAGGCGGCGGCCCGGCGGCUGCUGCGGCAGGAGCGCGCCGGCCUGCAGGACCGCAAGCUGGACGUGGUGGUGCGCUUCAACGGCAGCACCGAGGCCCUCGACAAGCUGGACGCCGACGCCGUGUCGCCCACCGUCAGCCAGCUCAGCGCCGUCUUCGAGAAGGCCGACGCCAGGACCGGCCUCCACCUCCACCGCGGGCCCGGCCUGCCCCGGGGAGCGGCCGGCGGAGGCGGCGGGCCCCAGCAGGGCCACUCGAAGCUGGUCUCCAAGCGCUCCCGGGUGUUCCAGCCGCCGCCUCCGCCGCCGCCGCCGCCGCCCGCCCCGUCGGGGGAUGUCCCGGCCGCUGCCAUGGGCGCCGGCACCGAGAAGGAACGAGGAGGCCCCGCCGCCGCCGGGCAGCUGCCCCCGCAGCACCGAGUGGCGCCCGCCCGGCCCCCGCCCAAGCCCCGGGAGGUGCGCAAGAUCAAGCCCGUGGAGGUGGAGGAGAGUGGGGGGGAGUCGGAAGCCGAGGCGGCCCCCCGGGAGGUGAUCCAGGCCGAGGUGACGGUCCACGCGGCCUUGGAGAAUGGCAGCGGCAGCCCUGCCGUGGCCACCACCGUGGGCAGCGGCAGCCCCGCCGCCCCCCAGGAGCCCCAGGCCCCCCAGGAAGAGGAGGCGCCCGCUGCAGAGAGAGGAGGACUGGGCAACGGCCGGGCCCUCCUGGACUUGGCCCCCGAGGAGGCGGAUGAGUCCCGCAAGGAGGAUUUCUCCGAGGCGGACCUGGUGGACGUGAGCGCCUACAGCGGGCUCGGGGAGGACUCCGGGGGCAGUGCUCUAGAGGAGGACGACGACGACGAGGAGGAAGAGGAGGAGGAUGGGGAGGCCCCCUAUGAGCCCGAGUCUGGGUGCGUGGAGAUCCCGGGGCUCUCCGAGGAGGAAGACCCGGCCCCGAGCCGGAAGAUUCAUUUCAGCACCGCUCCCAUCCAAGUGUUCAGCACCUACUCCAACGAGGAUUACGACCGGCGCAACGAGGACGUGGACCCAAUGGCGGCGUCCGCCGAGUAUGAGCUGGAGAAGCGGGUGGAGAGGCUGGAGCUGUUUCCUGUAGAGCUAGAGAAGGAUGCUGAAGGCCUGGGCAUCAGCAUUAUCGGCAUGGGUGCCGGGGCAGACAUGGGCCUCGAGAAGCUGGGCAUCUUUGUGAAGACUGUGACCGAGGGUGGUGCUGCCCACCGAGAUGGCAGGAUCCAGGUGAAUGACCUGCUGGUGGAGGUGGAUGGAACAAGCCUGGUGGGAGUGACACAGAGCUUCGCGGCCUCAGUGCUCCGGAACACCAAGGGUCGCGUUCGGUUUAUGAUUGGCCGGGAGCGGCCAGGUGAGCAGAGUGAGGUGGCCCAGCUAAUUCAGCAAACCCUGGAGCAGGAACGAUGGCAGCGGGAGAUGAUGGAGCAGCGAUAUGCCCAAUAUGGGGAGGAUGACGAGGAGACAGGAGAAUACGCCACUGAUGAGGAUGAGGAGCUGAGCCCCACCUUCCCUGGCGGCGAGAUGGCCAUCGAGGUAUUCGAACUGGCCGAGAACGAGGACGCCCUGUCCCCGGUGGACAUGGAGCCUGAGAAGCUAGUGCACAAGUUCAAGGAGCUCCAGAUCAAGCAUGCCGUGACUGAGGCGGAGAUCCAGCAGCUGAAGAGAAAGCUGCAGAGCCUGGAGCAGGAGAAGGGCCGGUGGCGGGUGGAGAAGGCGCAGCUGGAGCAGAGCGUGGAAGAGAACAAGGAGCGCAUGGAGAAGCUGGAAGGCUACUGGGGCGAGGCCCAGAGCCUUUGUCAGGCUGUGGAUGAGCACCUGCGAGAGACGCAGGCCCAGUACCAGGCCCUAGAGCGCAAGUACAGCAAGGCCAAACGCCUCAUCAAGGACUACCAGCAGAAGGAGAUAGAGUUCCUGAAAAAGGAGACGGCCCAGCGCCGGGUGCUGGAGGAGUCGGAGCUGGCGAGGAAGGAGGAGAUGGACAAACUCCUGGACAAGAUCUCAGAACUGGAAGGAAACCUGCAAACACUGCGGAAUUCCAACUCCACUUAACAGGAAGCACUCCCCCUCCCGCUGUCCCCCCUCCCCUGUCCCCAACACUCCACCCCCCACCCCUGCCAGACUGGGGACAGGUGCCCCGACAACCUUUUUCCCUCCAGCUUUAGGGACCAGCAGGCCCAAGAGGCCCCUCAGCGGGCCUUUGGCAGACACAGGGGUCCAGCUCCAAAAGGCGGCCUCACUCCCAGCCCACCGCUGCCGAGGGCUAGCCUGGGUGUGGACAGACACAAGGACCUGCAGACCAAACUGCCAGCCUCCCAGCCUCCAGCCUUUGCCCCUGGACUGAAAGGGGCCGGAUGCUAUCCCAGCAUCUCACCGCCUGGACAUGGCUCCGGCCCCUGGGCCUCUGGACUGGAGUUUCGGCCUUCUGGGCCCUUUCCCUGCCCCCUUCUCUGUGCUGUUUGUCACCUUUCUUCCUUUCUGCUGGGAGGGACAGUCCCCCCAGAGCCUGGAGCUGGGCCUGGCCCUGCACUGACUUCUCCUUGUGUAUCCUUCAGGAAAAAAGGGGAGUGAGAGUUGGAAGGGGUGGGGGGCGUCCAGUACACCUGGGGCCCAUUUCCUCCUUCCCGGGGCAGCAGUCCUCAAUUUCUCCUCGUGCCUCCCCUCUCCCAGGUGCCAAAUAGCCAUAACCUCCCCCUGAAACUUCCGCCUCUCUGGGGUCUGGGGCCCCUGGUCAGCCUGUGAUGACCAGGGAGGAGGAUCCUGGUCAGCUCGGGCUGGUCUCCUCAUGGGGGGCCCUUCUCACAGGUGGGGGACCACCCCUGUCAGCCUUGUACUAACAUUGUGACCCAGCCUCACCCCACCCCUCCUACUGUUUUCCCAUGUUUUGACUGGAGGGCAAAAUUUUACUAUUUCUCAUCUUUUUGGAGACCAGGGCCGCCCUACUGCAGCCUGCUUUCUAGUGAAAUCAAUUCCAUUUCCCCCGACUUUUAACCCCAAAUUGGGGCUUGGACCAAGGGAGGUGUGACAAACCCCCCCACCCGUCCCCUCCCCUUUCUGACUUCAUCUCUACCACCUCUUCAUGCCCCUGCACUGUCUGGGUUUUUGUUCCAUUUUUUUUUUUUAAAAACAUUCCCCUUUCCCUCAACUUCAACCCAUUUAGUCCGUUUAGGCUUCAACACCCCCUGUAAAUAGACCUGGCCAUUGAUCAGUAUUUCUCCCCUACCCCACCCUUGCCCGUCCCCCUCCAUGCCCUACCCCGGGAAGCGUGGGCAGCCUGGGCAGGCGCGGGCGCGUGCACUUCACCUCCUGCGCCCCAGCAGAUGGAGCGGGCAGGUCUGUGCCCAGCCGCUCCGCGGGACCGCGUCUCUGUAUAUAAUAUAUAUAUGUAUGUAUUGUUCCCGGUUUUGUACGAACCAUGCCCUCUGUCAGGUUAUCCCCAUAAAAGCCGCCCCCAGAA
Messenger RNA from Suncus etruscus (white-toothed pygmy shrew), 4231 nucleotides. RefSeq names its product protein phosphatase 1 regulatory subunit 9B (gene PPP1R9B). Gene Ontology annotation, cellular component: cytoplasm; actin cytoskeleton; postsynaptic density. Gene Ontology annotation, biological process: neuron projection development; actin filament organization; calcium-mediated signaling. The transcript is spliced from 10 exons. The record is from RefSeq and is a predicted model, not a curated record. NCBI's taxonomy places the organism in Eukaryota, Metazoa, Chordata, Mammalia, Eulipotyphla, Soricidae. The coding region runs from base 151 to 2826 and encodes 891 amino acids. Gene Ontology annotation, molecular function: actin filament binding.